CAGUCAAACAUAUCCACAUUUCAAAUGGGUAUAAUUUCAGACGGUGAAGAGUAGCUGCGUUUUGUAUUAUCGGGAAAAUCAGUAUCUAUGGAUUUCUCGUUACCUAGUUCGGUCUUCUGCUUCUAUGGGAAUCUUCAACCAUCUUAGCGAUGUCGCCGAGCUCUGCGAAUGUCCGCCUUUUUCUCACGGUCACAGCAAGCUGAGGAAGAAGCACUUGCAGACGGUGGAGAUCGAAGUGAAAAUGGACUGCGAGGGAUGCGAGAGGAAGGUGAGAAAAUCGGUCGAAGGAAUGAAAGGAGUGACCGGAGUGGAAGUUGAUCCGAAGUAGAGCAGGCUUACGGUGACCGGAUACGUCGAACCGGAGAAGGUCUUGGAUCGCCUCAGACACCGAACGGGGAUGAAGGCGGAGUUCUGGCCGUACGUACCGUACGAUGUGGUGCCUAUGCGCCCGAAGCCUACGAUAAGAAGGCCCCGCCUGGAUACGUGUGAAACGUGCUGGACGACCCUGAAGCUUCUUCGCUCGCACAUGCGAGCUCUUUCGAAGUCAAGUAUACGACUGCGUUUAGCGACGAGAACCCGACUGCUCGUGUCAUCAUGUAACACAUGUGACGAAAACAGUGUUAAAUAUGUGCAUAUGUGAAUAAUUAGCGCCCUGAGUAACUAGUAUGUGAGAGGUAUUUUAAAUAAUGAAGAGUUUUAUUUUAG
Rubroshorea leprosula is the source of this 705-nucleotide messenger RNA. NCBI's taxonomy places the organism in Eukaryota, Viridiplantae, Streptophyta, Magnoliopsida, Malvales, Dipterocarpaceae. The record is from the annotation of a GenBank genome assembly.